Argiope bruennichi is the source of this 698-nucleotide messenger RNA. Its product is annotated as cytochrome c-like. Gene Ontology annotation, molecular function: electron transfer activity; heme binding. The record is from RefSeq and is a predicted model, not a curated record. Gene Ontology annotation, cellular component: mitochondrial intermembrane space. The transcript is spliced from 3 exons. Lineage: Eukaryota; Metazoa; Arthropoda; Arachnida; Araneae; Araneidae. The coding region runs from base 151 to 483 and encodes 110 amino acids. Gene Ontology annotation, biological process: mitochondrial electron transport, ubiquinol to cytochrome c; mitochondrial electron transport, cytochrome c to oxygen.
UUCGAAUUAUUAUUUCGUAUGACUUGACUUCUUUUUGUCCUUUGAGGUGGUGCGGUCAACAUCGUCCAUCGACGUUUGAUUGAAAAAUCAGCGAAGUUGGCUCUAAAUUCUUCAAUUUUUUGUAAAUUUUAAAAUUAUUUAAAUUCAGAAAUGGGUGAAGAUAUUCCUGCUGGAGAUCCAGAGAAGGGUAAGAAGUUGUUCGUUCAGAAAUGCUCCCAAUGUCAUACUGUUGAGAAAGGAGGCAAGCACAAGGUUGGACCUAAUCUCAAUGGUCUAAUAGGACGUAAAACUGGACAGGCUCCAGGAUUUGUAUAUACAGAAGCUAACAAAAGCAAAGGCAUUACAUGGAACAGAGACACGCUUUUUGUGUACCUGGAGAAUCCCAAAAAAUACAUUCCUGGCACUAAGAUGGUGUUCGCCGGUCUAAAGAAAAAGAACGAGCGAGCAGACAUCAUUGCUUACCUAGAGCAGGCAACAAAAUGAUGAUGGAACUUGUAGUUUUUAAAUUUCAUCGUAAUUUAAUUUCAAUCUCAAUAAUAUUUAUUGCUGGGUAAAUUGUCUUAGUUUCUCUGUAGAAGCAAGUGCAAUAUAUGCAGCUCCAACCCAUCGCCUCUUGCUCAUUUUUAUUUUCUGCUGUUACAAAAUGUUACAAAGAUAUAGUUGAUGAAUAAAAUAUGAGUAUGUGGUGUUUUUGGUUA